Messenger RNA from Amphimedon queenslandica, 815 nucleotides. Its product is annotated as eukaryotic translation initiation factor 4E type 3-like. The coding region runs from base 26 to 781 and encodes 251 amino acids. NCBI's taxonomy places the organism in Eukaryota, Metazoa, Porifera, Demospongiae, Haplosclerida, Niphatidae. Gene Ontology annotation, biological process: translational initiation. The record is from RefSeq and is a predicted model, not a curated record. Gene Ontology annotation, molecular function: translation initiation factor activity; RNA 7-methylguanosine cap binding. Gene Ontology annotation, cellular component: eukaryotic translation initiation factor 4F complex. The transcript is spliced from 8 exons.
CAGGAGUGGUUUACUUGACCACAAAAUGGCGGAGUCCAAGGAGGACGUAAACAUUCAUCCUUCGCUCCAGCGCCCAGUCGUAGGGUCAAGACACGAAUCCCCCAUACCCUCAGAUAGACUCUCGGCUAUGGAGGACGAAGAGGAGAGAAGGAAAAGAGCAGCUUCGCCGCGUCUCUCGAGGAAAACUCUGGAAGAGCUCGAGAGUGCAGAUCAGAAAAGACAAGAGAAGGGCUGGGAGGCUGAUGACCCACCUCUAACGACACCAUGGACGUUCUGGUUUCAAAGGACAACCAAUCAAUCACAGUUCUCAUACGGAGGAGCUGCAGCUGAUCCAAAGAACUUCUCUGAAGGUCUACGUGUAAUUUACACAGUCCGAUCAAUCAAAGAAUUUUUUAGUGUUUACAACAACAUCAAACCUGCCAACCAGCUGUUCAUGAGAGAAUGCUAUCAUGUAAUGAGACACGAGAACAGGAGACAGAUGUGGGAAGAUGUUAGUAAUAUCAAUGGUGGCACUUGGACUUUCAAAUGCAAGAAGGAAGACACAAAUAAUGUUUGGCAAGAAUUAUUGCUGGCAGCAAUUGGGGAACAGUUUGCUGAUUGCACAGCUGAUGAUGAUGAUGUGGUGGGUGUGAGCGUUAAAGGACGAGAUCAAGAGACUCAGUUCCAAGUGUGGAACGAGAAUGCAGCCUCUGUCAGAUCAUCAACAGUGAUGGAUAGAGUUAGAAAGCUCCUACCAGGAGUAGAGAUAAGAGAUUUUUAUACCUCUGUUAAGAGAGGUUAGUAGAUGUCUCACACCAGCCCCACUCCUAUCAGCA